AACAGCAAAGAAAACCAGAGGCGAGGAUCACACCUGCACAGUCGGAGUCAAGAUAAGGACCUGACGAACUGCGCCCACCACAGAGGGGACCCUCCACGCCGUCACCAAGCAGCACAAUGGUGGAUGAACCCAAAAUUGAGCUCUUCGUCAAGUCCAGUGAAGAUGGUGAAAGUAUUGGAUCAAAUCCAUUCUCGCAACGACUGGCCAUGAUCUUGAUGUCUAAAGGAUGCACAUUUACACUGAACACUGUGGACAUGAAGAGGGCCCCUGAUGUCUUGAAGACCUUGGCUCCGGGGACACAACCUCCAUUUCUUAUUCACAAUAAUGAAGUGAAAACAGACGUGAACAAGAUUGAAGAGUUUCUGGAGGAGACAUUGACUCCUCCGCGUUAUCCCAGUAUGACUACCAAAUACAAGGAAUCCAACACGGCUGGGAACGACGUCUUCCAAAAGUUCUCUGCAUACAUCAAGAACCAAUCUGCAGCCCAGGAGGACAACCUACAGAAGAAUUUGCUGCGGUCGCUACUGAAGUUAGACUUUUAUAUGAAGAACCCCCUACCCCACGAGCUUGCCGCUGACCCCAAAAUGGCCGUCUCAAAAAGGAAGUUCCUGGAUGGAGACAACCUGACGCUGCCCGACUGCAACCUCCUGCCCAAACUCCACAUCAUCAAUGUUGUAUGCAGACACUACCGCAAAUUUGAGAUCCCCAAAGACCUGCAGGGCGUCUCCCGCUACCUCCAGCAUGCUGAGGAUCUGAAGGCUUUCAAGUACACCUGCCCCAACCCCAGCGAGAUCAUCCUCUUCUACCGGGAUGUGGUCCGGAAAAUGCCCUAGGCCCUGCAGUAUGACGCCAUGUGAGCCUUCCUUCUGUGCGGAAUCUGCACAAAAUACACCACCAUUGAGACUUGAGUGAAAACAGUGUGACAGCUCACAGGACACACCCGUCAGAUGAACUGUUAGCCUGGGGUAUGUGCACUCCGGGGGUACCCGCCCUGCUUUUACAAGAACCCAUCUAUUCUACCGUUCUAGUGAAACAAGUGUAUUCUAAUUUUAGAACUCUGUAUUGCUUUGCCCCUCUAUUAUUCCUCCUGGAAAUAUAUGAAUGAAUUGAGUAUUAUUGCGACUAUCCACAUGGCAAGCCCAUACACUGUCUGAUGCUGCCAUUACAAGGACACACCCAAUUGACAAGGGGAAUGGUAACGCCCUGGUUAUCGAUUUAUUCAUAAAUAUCCAGGAGGAGUGACAGAAGAACAAUGCAUAAUAAAAAAUAAAAAAAAACGUAAAAAAAAGUCAUUUAUUUUAUUGAAAAAUAUUAAUUCAUUAAAUACAGUUCCAUUAAACAAAAUAUGAAAACAUUAAUAUUUUUCACGCUUGACGACGGCCAUUUUGUGGUCAUCAGACCUACUUCUCAGAAUGGCUGCCAGCAGGCACAUUAAAAGGUCAUUCAUUAUCUGAGCCUUUCCGUCCACACCUUAAGCGCUGUGACAGCAGCCGUUUUGUUCCUUUACGUUGAAAAGAAGUCACCGGGCACUGAAAUACGGACCAGCAAAUUUACUGCAUUACAAGAUGGCCGCUGUCGCUAAACCACACCGAUUCCGAUUCACCCUGGACAUUUAAAGCCAUUUAAUAGGGG
Molecule: messenger RNA, 1632 nt
Organism: Bufo bufo (common toad)
Lineage: Eukaryota; Metazoa; Chordata; Amphibia; Anura; Bufonidae
Gene: CLIC3
Product: chloride intracellular channel 3
Exons: 6
Coding region: 117-833 (238 amino acids)
Source: RefSeq, a predicted model, not a curated record